This is a messenger RNA of Amphibalanus amphitrite, 2590 nucleotides long. RefSeq lists its product as uncharacterized. The record is from RefSeq and is a predicted model, not a curated record. The transcript is spliced from 2 exons. NCBI's taxonomy places the organism in Eukaryota, Metazoa, Arthropoda, Thecostraca, Balanomorpha, Balanidae. The coding region runs from base 32 to 757 and encodes 241 amino acids.
GCCGGGACCAGUCGCGCCGACUCCCAGCGAGAUGGGUCGGCUCCCUGCGGCAGCGGCGCCGCUGGCGCUCCUGACUCUCCUGGCACUACACACGGCCGGCACGGCGGCGGCCAGACAAAACGGAAAAGGAGAACCUAAGCCACCACCAUCGCUCCGUCCCAAGCAAUGUCACCUAAAACGUCUGCCGUCUCCAAACGACAAGUACAUCCAGUACCAGCGCUGCCUGCAGCACAACAUCGACCUGCUGUUCCCGCUCUUCAGCAAGAACAAGAACAUCACCUCCACGUUCAACACCAUGACCAGCAUCAUCAACAGUGAGAUGGAGCGGCUUGAGCUGGGCGCCGUGAUCCCGCCGACCACGGCCACCACCCUCGCCGGGAUGCAGCUGCUGGUCGUCUCCAUCAGCAGCGGCAACCUCCGCUUCAAGGUCCUCUUCUCCAAGAUGGAGGGCACGCCGAAAAUCGGCGGCGGAAAACGCAAGUCAGUCGAGCGGAGCAGUCACUCUACCAACAUCACGAUGGUGGGCCGGAUGGCGCUGACGCAGGGGAACGUCGUGUUCUCCAACAUCACGGUGCAGGCGCUGGACUCGAUUGUGUUCGAGUUCGCCGCCGCUCAGGGUACUGCCGAGCAGACGCUCAGCAUGGCGCGCACCACGGUACAUGAGGACAUCGGCGUCCCGAUAGGUAAAAAUCUGCUGCAGGUGGCCAACAUUGUGUUUCAGAUUUUCCAGGAAGGUGUCAAGUAUCUGAGCUCGUGAAAUGUCGGCGAGGGGGCUGGUGUGCAUCACAGAACAGCGUCUCAUGAACGGGGAGGGAGAAGUGUCGAGGAUGUCUGGAGGGGGACAGGAAAAAUUGAUAUCAAUUUAAUAAAUUUCGGGUUUGGGGUUCGAGGAAAGAAGUGGAUUGUCUUUGUAGUUGGUUAAGUGUCGUACAAGAAGAAGACAGUGACGUAAUUAUUUAUCAACUGAACAAUAAAAAUAAUAUCGUCUUCAACCGAACUUGACAAUAUUACCGCAGAUGUAGGUAAACGCCUAGCAUCAAUGCCCGUCAAUGCCCUCGAUACCCAAUGCAAUGUCAAUAUAGCAUGCACUAUGUCCAAUGCAAUAUAUAUGUAAUAUGCGAAUAGCAGCAAGUAGCGACUACACGUAUGCCUGGCCAAUUUUAAUCAUAUUUGAAUAAGACAUGUGCAUUAUAUAAGAAACGUUUACUCAGGCCAAUCAGGCAAAAUGCCAGUAAUUCAAUCAAAGUCCAUGCCAGGCAGUCCGAAAAGUACAUAAAAAGAAGAUAUUGCACGUAGCAGCCUAAUAAUGGAGCCCGAAUAAGAAAGGGAGAGAGGGGGACAGGAAGAGUGAGAGCGAGGAGCGCUAAGGCAAAUAGAUCUUACUUGAGAACGACAGCCGAGACGUUUCAGUCCGCGGCUGAGUUGACAGUUACCUUCGCCCUGACUCAGUCUGACACCACUGGCUGACAUUCUGACAUUCUGACACCGCUGACUGACACUGUCUGACAUCUCCCUGUCUCGAGUUCGACAUCCUGACACCGCUGACUGGUUCAGCCUUACACAUACACAUCAAAGGUGGCAGACAGAAGUCGAACCAACCAAUCGCACCGAUAUUGUCCGUAUAUCUCUCAAGAGGAAUUCAAGUAGGCGGCGUUUCAAACGAAAGCAGGAUAUGUAAAUAAGCUCAUUGUAUUCAUUGCAUAUAACCUAUCUUUUUCAUAAGGACGACCUAACAUUGACGAAAAGCCCACCGAACACAACACCUAAACUUCACACAGGAAAACAAACAUACAUGACGACAAUCAACCCUAAGAUGAAGGCCUAAAUCAAAAGCAGCAGACAACUUAUCAACAAAUAUGAAAGUGAUCACACUCAUAAAGAAGCAGGAACAUAACGCUAACUACCAUCGAGCAAUCGCCUCACAUUCUACGACUUUGAUUCAUGGCCGAAAUGAUGGAGCAGAUCAGCCUAACCAGCACAAAAGCUGAUAUUGCAUUCUACACAUCUCAAAUAGCAAACGAUCUUAUUAACACGGUAACGUGAUCCUACGCUGUCAAGGAGUGGAAACCAGGGCAACACUCAGCCGUUGUUAUGGCAACAGGAAAACAUCAGCUCGCGAAUGACGGCAGUUUCCAUCUGCAGCAAUAAUCGAGCCAGGAACAUGUAAAACCAGCUCCGAAUGCCGGUAGCGAUAAUAUUGAGGAAACGGUACCAAGGAAAUGCCAAAGAAAUGUUGAGAUAGACCAGAAAUGUGCACGAUUUGCAUGAAUGGAAAAGACAUAUGAUUUUUUUAAAAAUAAAUUUAGUCCGAACCUUUUGAUGGGAAGGAUUCGCAAGGACAGAGCCACCGCUGAGCGAAGCUUGUUUCGGUGACCCUGCCCUCUAUCCUCCGAUCGCGCAAUUCCAGCUCUAUGGCAGAAUUUAGAGUCCAAAGUUUAACGUGCGCACAUAGCCGCGCACGGCCGGUCCCCUCACUGACUUCGCCUGGCUAAGGCCUGCCACCAACCGCAACCAUACCGUCAGGAGGCCCAUAAAUGUCAAGCGCCCGUCGCGCUUCGAACCCAGACUGUUAUAACCGGGAACGCGUGCU